AUUACCUACAGACUUCCUAACUGACAGAGCUGAGUCUUCUGUGAGCUCCUCUUUCAUUUACAUUUACAUUUCCAGCCCCGCUUUAUUCAUUUUAAACAUCGGACUACUGAUCUGCUCUUGGAUUGGAGACUGUAUCCCAUCAUAGAUCCAUCUUUGUGUCCUUCAGCGGGGUUUAGAAGUAUGGUUGUUCAUCUUCCUGUGAGACUCCAGUCAUGUCCGCCGCCGUGUCCGCUCCUUCGAUGAAGAAGAAGAAGUCUUUUGCUCGAAACUCUAAGCAGAGUGGAAAGAUGUGUGUUUGGGAUGAAAGGCAAUUCCUAACCAUGUCGUUUCCAGAGAUGUACUGGCCGGUGCCGAUGCGAGCCAUCGGGGCUCAGAAUCUCCUCACAAUGCCCGGAGGAGUUUCCACCGCAGGAUACCUCCACAAGAAGGGAGGCAGUCAGUUUAGUCUCAUGAAAUGGCCAUUGAGGUACAUCAUCAUCCACAAGGGGUGCGUGUACUACUUCAAAAGCAGUACCUCUCCUUCACCACAGGGGGCGUUUUCUCUCAAUGGCUACAACAGAGUGAUGAGGGCAGCGGAGGAGACAACAUCCAGUAAUGUUUUUCCAUUUAAAAUAGUCCACUUCAGUAAGAAACACAGAACGUGGUAUUUUUCUGCUGCCAGUGAGGACGAACGAAGGAAAUGGAUGCGAUAUCUGCGAAGGGAAAUAGAUCACUAUAAUGACAGAAAAGAGUCCCAUAUUUCAAGUGACUCUGACUCAGAUGCAGACUUUUAUGGCACUAUAGAGAGACCCAUGGAAAUCAAACACGCUGUUGAAUCAGCAGAAGAUGCUUAUGUUGAUGAGGAUGAUGACGAAGAUGAUGAGGAAGACUAUCUGAAGCCAGACGGUGAUGGUUCAUCACCAUCUACAGGUCGACCCACGGGGACGCCUCCUUCCUACCCUCCUCCACCAGUGCCAGCAGCACCCCCACCCCAUCGAGAUUCGAGUCUAAAUGUCCUAAAAGGCCCCCUUCCACCUGUCCCCGGACAACACAGAAACCCAACAAGCCCACUCCCCAAAAAGCCUUCAAGUCCACACCAAACCCUUCAGAAAGAACCAAGCAAAGCCCCUGUCCCUCCUCUCCCCUUCGUCCCUCACCUGCAGAAAUCCCCGUCUCCAACACCUCAGAGCAGGACGACCUCACUGUGUAGUACUGGAAACGAUAGGAGGGACCAGUUUUCCAGCUCUGCUGUGCAGAUCCACUCACCUGCCACUCUGCCUAUCUGUGACCAGUUACACAACAGGAUGGUCCUGAACGGUCCAAUCCGCAUUUUACCAAAUACUGCCAGUACCCAGUCACUGGGAAACCACUGUCUUCGCAGCAAGCCAUGCAUACCACUUCCCCACUCCGAACGGUCAGUUAACCCAAUUCCCCCAUCGGUACCUUUCAAGCUUCCAGCAUCUCCCCUACUCAAGCCUGUACUUCACAGCAAGCUGACGACACCUAAACCGCCUCCGCCAACAGCCAAACCCCCGCUGCCUUCAGGCAAGACAGGAACUCCUUUUCAAAGAGCAUCUCCAGACGGGCAGAGCUUCCGUUCGCUGGGAGAUGAAGUCCCAGCUGAUUUUAGGAAGAAACCAAAGCCGUCCAAACAUCAAAACGACUCUGAUGACGACUACGAGAACGUGCAGCUGCCAGACUCAGUUUUCAUCGAUUCAACUGAAACCUCCUUUGUAGAAAUGCUUUUCAAAGAGUGCUGCGCUAAUCCGCCGGAUGGACUGUAUGGCAUCAGAAACUCAGGAACCAAAACUUCAAAGGUACUGGUGGUUUGGGAUGUCGGUAUAAACAAAGCCAGAAACUACAGACUGUUUGCAGAGAAUGACAGCAUAUUUCUGGAAAGUGACCUGACCUUCCCCAACCUGGCAGCCCUGGUUGAACACUACUACAACCAUCCUCUUCCUCACCACGGCUCCCUGUGCCUGCAGAAGCCCUACGCCAAGAUCCUGAGCAUCUGAAACCAGAGCUGGCAGCUGGGGACGCAUCUUCAAACUGAUUAAGAACAAACACAAUCGUACUGGAGAAGGAUAAAAACUUGAUAGAAAUCAGAAUCUGCUGCUCUGAAGCUGGAGUCGGUGACCAGUUUGAUGGUGAUGAAGUACUUUGUCCACAAGGAGGCGCUAAAUAACCGCCUAAAUCACAUUUCCCCACAAGAAGAAACCAUAGAGCCUCUCAGUUUCUGCAUUUGCAGCAUACUUAUAUAAAACAUUGUAACUAUAGAUAUUUAUUUUGGCAUAAUUUUUACAACUAAUUUCAAAAGAGAAAGCCUAAUAAGUCUCAGCAAAGGUUUUAGCAAGUUGUUAAAAAAUACACACUUCACACCAAAUGAAUGACAAGUAUUUCUGUUUAAAUCUGGCUGCAUCACAUGUCCUAUAAUGACUUAAAUUUGGCCUCUUAGCGAGCCAAACAGAUGCAAUUAAAGGCUAAACGUGGGAACAGCAAAUCAGCAAAUGUUCAUCCUGAACCUUUCACAAAAUUAUCAGGAAACUUCUUUGUUUCAGGGCUGUGAAAACAGGAAGUUAUUUUUUACAUUUCAGAUGAAAAUAGAGGGAAAACAUUAACAGUGUUCCAAAACCUUGUUUUCAAAUAGCCAAUAAGACCAAAACAGACUGAUUGUGCCUUAAAUGUCUGUUUUUGUUUGUGUUUUUGUCAACAUUGAAAGAUGCCUUUAAAAUUUGUAACAUUCCUGAUUUUUACAAUGUGUGGCUUUUGACCAUAUUUAUAUGUAAAUAUGUAAAAGCAUAACUGUAAAUAUGUAAAUAUGAUGUUUUCUACAUAAAUAUAUGCUGGGAAUGUAUAAACAACUGGAUAAAAACCGGAUUUUUUUUAUCUUUGUUUUCUAUUUUUGCAUAUAAAUAUAUUGCCACAUCAUGA
Girardinichthys multiradiatus is the source of this 2910-nucleotide messenger RNA. It is a transcript of the gene sh3bp2, whose product is annotated as SH3-domain binding protein 2. Lineage: Eukaryota; Metazoa; Chordata; Actinopteri; Cyprinodontiformes; Goodeidae. Bases 213 to 1994 code for a protein of 593 amino acids. The transcript has 13 exons. The record is from RefSeq and is a predicted model, not a curated record. Gene Ontology annotation, molecular function: SH3 domain binding. Gene Ontology annotation, biological process: signal transduction.